Molecule: messenger RNA, 5490 nt
Organism: Acanthoscelides obtectus
Lineage: Eukaryota; Metazoa; Arthropoda; Insecta; Coleoptera; Chrysomelidae
Source: the annotation of a GenBank genome assembly
ACGUCCGCUAGAGGGCGUCACCCUCAAAGAUACAUUAUUUAGAAAAUAUAACUGUUGGUGCCUCUCUCUUUUAAAAUACUGCUAUUGUAUACACUAAUUUGUUGGAGAAUACUUUCAAACGUUCAACGAUAUAAUUCGAAUGUUAAUUAUAAGAUAUCAUUUAUUGGCUAGUUGUUUGCAGAUUAUUGACAACCUUCCCUGUCAGCUGUCUUGUUUGGACCAAUGCAACGCCGUCCGCCAUGUUUAUUUUCGUUAUAACGCCUCCUAUUGGUUAAAUUGAACCCUGACGCAUAAACAACCGUAAUCCAACCGUUUUAUUUUAUUGCCAGAAGAAAAGAAGCAGCAAGUUUGUAGUGAAAGUGAUUGACGACUUCUUAACGCGAGAAGAGUUGCACAAAACGCGAAUAUUGGUAUCUAAACGUCGCGAGGCCCCCCUCAGCCAUGUCUUUCGUGCGGAAUUUGAAGGAAGAACUAGCCGAACCGGAGGAUUUCGACUCGUCCUCAGGUUGCGACAUGUCUUUCGAGCUAUCGAACGACGAGCAUUUGAUUUGCAGCCCGAAACCGAUCCGUGGGGCGCGGAAACUCGAGUUCGCAGCGUGUAACAACAAUAACAACGAUACGCCGUUGCCUAAAAAUCCAUCGUUGAGUCCCCCGUAUAAGAGGAUCAGAGCGCUGAGGCUGUUCGACAGCCCGUUGACUCCUAGGACUAUCAUACAGAAGUCCUCGACGAACACCCCGCUGCCUAGGAGCAGGCUCUUCGGGGACAAACCCAGAGCAGUGGCCAGUGCGUAUCACAAGAGGGAGGAUAAACCCUCGGCAAAUGUCAACCCCUUCACGCCAGAUGGCAUGUUAUUAUCUAAAAAACGAAGAAGAUCAGUAAGGUCUUUGAUUGAUUCUCCAGAAUUAAAAGCAACCACUUGCAGUUUAAAUGAUAGUGACUCAUCAGAUGUAGAACUGGAACAGCCAACAAAAAGGGUAGCACUUAGGGAAAGUAACAUUUCUAGAUAUCAUCAAGAAUUUUUGGAAUUAGAGUUGAUUGGUAAAGGCCAAUUUGGUUCAGUAUAUAAGUGUGUUAAUAGAUUAGAUGGUUGUGUGUAUGCUGUGAAAAAAUCAACAAAGCCAGUAGCUGGGAGUGCCUUUGAGAAGACGGCUUUAAAUGAAGUAUAUGCACAUGCAGUUUUAGGCAAACACCAACACGUAGUCAGAUACUAUUCAGCGUGGGCAGAGGAUAACCACAUGAUCAUCCAGAACGAAUACUGCAACUGCGGAUCGCUGGCGGACAAAAUCGCGAAGGAGCCUCUGACCCAACAGGAACUGCGCACGAUGCUGCUCCACGUGGCCGAAGGCUUGCGCUACAUCCAUUCCGAAGGUCUCGUGCACAUGGACAUCAAACCCGCGAACAUAUUCAUUUCGAGAGAGAAAAAGGUCCAUUUGAAUUACGACUCGCACGAUGACGGCUUCGAGGAGUUGGACGAGAGCUCGAUGAUGGAGGAGGAGCUGACGUACAAGAUCGGAGAUUUGGGACACGUUACCAGCAUACAGAAUCCGCAAGUGGAAGAAGGCGAUUGCCGUUACCUGCCUGCCGAGAUCCUCCAGGAUGACUACACGCAGCUGCCAAAGGCGGACGUAUUCGCAUUGGGCGUGACCGUGAUCGAAUGCCUCGGGGGCGGGCCGCUGCCGAAAAACGGAGAGGCGUGGCACGCGCUCAGGCGAGGCGAAGUGCCGCCCCUCAAGCAGAAAGUCAACAGGGAUAUGGUCGAGUUGGUCAAGCAGAUGAUACAUCCGGAACGCGCCAAGAGACCGUCUCCGGCGCAGAUAUUGCAGAACAGAGCCCUAUCGCCGGACAUCGGCAAAUCCAAAGCCGAACUGACCCGAGAGCUGAACGCCGAAAAGAUGCGCAACGAAAUGUUGCUGAAGCAAUUGCAGGAAGCCGCGAUUUGCAUCAAAACGAUCGCCAGUGAAAGCGUGGCGAAAGCGGCGCCGUCAGUGGUGACCAAAAUCAACUCGAGAUUGAUCGGCAGGAAGGUGAAUCGUAGCGUCAGCACCACAACUUUUUGAACAGUACAUUGAUUUUCGUUUAAUGGUGGCUAAAUAUUUUUUUAAUCCGAUAAUUUUAGAAUCUUGCUUGGACAGUUUUAUGGCGCUGUUUUAUACAAAGUGUUCCACAACGAUGUGGAAUACGUUGAAAAACAAGCGCUUAAAAACGGUUUCUACCAUUUGUCUUUGCUCGCCAAUGAAUCAACAAACGUUUUAAUUUUGUCUGUAUAUCAUGAGCGUUUCGUUAAAAUGAAUUUAUUUUAAGUAAAACCAAUAGAACAUGUUCUCUUUACUUAGGUCUCGAUUAUGGAUUAUUUUCAGUAAUAUUUAUAUCAGUGUACUACGAAUGGUUGUGUCGAUAGCAUUUUACAAGAAUCGCUAUCCUGCAAAGGUGCGUCGGAUGAUUUUUCCCAGGAAAAAGAAACUACGUUUAAACUUACAAUGCAUUCGUGAUCGGCUUAUUACGAAACUCAAAACUAGAAAAGUAGGAGCGAAAACAUUUUCGGUUGCCGAGGGAUUUUACUCGAAAGUAGAAGUACAGUUUUUAUCAUGGGAUUGCAGUUUGUACAUCAAUUUUUCGUUUGUAAUUGCUUUGAAUACAAUCAGCUGGGAUUUUAAAAAACGUCUUGAGACUGAAAGUAUCCGGAGAUUUGUCAACGUUUUUUUAAAAAAUUAUGAAUCCCAAGAAUUGAUACCAGCCUUCAAGAAUACAAAAAAUUGUAGGUGAUAAAAUGUACAAUGCAUACUUCUGGAAGGUGAAUGAAACUUUCAUUUUUGAAAUAUUGGAGUUCGAUAGAAGUCAACUAGGUAUUAUCUCUUAUCUAUAAGUAUUUAUAGAUAUUGAUAGAUAUAAUCAAGGGUCACAUGAAAAAACUUUAGGCUGUUUCCUAAUUGAAUUUCAAUAUUUAAGAUGACGAUUUUUGCGGCCGUUCAAAGUAGAAAAUUUCAUACUAGCGUAUGUCCUAAAUUUUUUGGGAAAUUUUAAAAAUAAAGGGCUUAUUAUUAAUACGAGGGGCACGCUGUAUAUUUUGAGAUGCGCAUUAACUGGUGUAAACCAAUUUAAGACAGAUCAUGGAGUUAUCGCGCUGUGAACACCUUCUGAAGAUGCCGACCACUCGUAUUGGCGAAACGUCAAAUAAAAGUAUUUUAGGAUCACCUAACUACACAAAAGCCGACUAAAUAGCAUCAAAAUGAUUUGCUUUUGUAAAAUUUACCAUCCCAAAAGUUAAGACCUUUAGGACAUAAGUUUAUACGAAGUUUUCUUCUUAAAAUGAACCCAAAAAUCGACCCCUUAAAUACUGAUAUUUAAUUAUUAGCUAACACCCUGUUUAGACAUUCUUUACAUUCAAAAGUACUACAAAAUCUAUCUACGGCUCAUUUUGGUUUACUUAAUAUCAACUGGUCAUUUUUAUACUCGUUUCAGUUGGCCCUUUACUAAUUUUUGUAAAAUCGACACACUUUCCAAACGAAAUGAUUUUUUUUAAAAUACACGAUUUGACACUGUCUGAUCCUUUUUAGGCGUAACAGCUGUACCUCGAAUGGUGUUAAGAAAUAAAGUCAUUAUAUUUUCUCGGAUUUUAUUUCUUAUGUUUUAUUAAUUGUAAGCUUUAAUAUUUUGCAAUAUUGUGACCAGAUCAGUUCUUUAGUUAGUGGCUGAUGUGAGAACCGUCCGCGAGUAUUCUAAAGAAAAAUACAAAUCUUAAACGGUUUUGAAUUGCUAAAAAACAGGUUUGAUUAAACUUGAAGAUCAUUUUAAUUAUAAGCUCAUAUCACCGCACCACAAGCUUAGGUUAAGAUGAAAUAGGCUCUUUUUUACGAGAAAAUUAUUUUGUCAUUGAUUUUGUUUCGCUACGCGAUUUUAUAGACACUUUAAUAAAAAUUAUAAAAAAAAUAAUAAUUUGCCAGAAGAAACUUUUCCGCAUAUUCCUUGUGUGGCCCAGGAAUAUGCAAUUAAGUCGCAAAAACUAAGAAACAUACAAAAAAUCAAAAAACAAAAAAGUUGUAUUUCUAUUCGCUUAAUAAAAGGAAUAUAAUAAAAAUUGGACAAAAGUCAGUCGGGCAUAUACCUUUUUGUAACAAGUAUUCAAUAAUUUUAAUUGAAGUUAGGGCUAAAUUAGCUCUUUAAUAUCAUAAAUACUACUGCUAAAUUAUAACAAAAUUUGGUAAAGGUUAUUUAAGAUAUUUAUGAAAAACCUUUUUUUUUUAAUUUUAAUACUCUGUAUCAUGAGAACGAAUAAUUUGCAGAUCUAUGUUCGUAUGUACUUUUUGUCUCAAGAUUACUCGUCUGUUAAAUUUACUGUGACACCCUGUAUAAAAAAAGAAGUCUCAAAGAAAAUAGUAUAAUACAUUCUUGAAAAGAUUUUUGCAUUUUCUCAAUCCUUUUUACUUCCUAAUUUCGAAUUUGACUUUUCUGAGAAUCCUGACCAUUUAAAAAAAAUGCGAUGUUGUCAAAUGUAUCUAUGAGCCUGUUUGACUGACACGAUCCAUUGAAUUCCUUUGCUAUACACGUUUUUCUAGCAUUUUUAAAGCAAUGUCUACAUUUUCAUCUGCAAAUAUCUGAAUUUUACAAUCUAAAAUAUUACAGUUCUCAUUAAUGUAUAAAAUAAAUAGUAGUGGACCUAGUUCACUACCUUGUGGUACACCAACAGAAAUACUUUUUUUAGCUUGAUAACAUAGAUCCAAUUUUGUUUUUUUGACUUCUUUCAAUGGAAUAGUUUUGUACAAUUUUGAAUACAGAUCCUUUAAAGCAAUAGUGAUGCAACAUUGCAAGUAAUUUAUCUCUGUCAGUAGUUUCAAACGCAUUUUGUACAAUAUUUUUCAUUCAUUAAGCACCAUUUUAGAUAAAAUCUCACCCCUAUUUUGAUUUGAUUUCAAUUUUCUUAUAAUCCUCUUGAGACGAUUAAAUAAAUAAAUAAAAUCCUUUAAUCCAGCGUUCGAACCUUGUUCGUGCUUUUUUUCUGUCAGGCUAGUGAUAAAAUGAGUUGCGGUGAUAUGAAAAUACGUAUACGAAACGAACGAUUGCCGCUACAAGAAUAUUUUUAAUGUAUCGAUUGUGAAACCAGGAAUAAUCUGUACUUCGUUGGUAGGUCGCGAUGAAUUUACUUGUUAGAAUAUUAUUAUUUCCAUUUUGUAUAAUUUGGGAAAUCUGUACAUUUUUUUAAUAUCAAUGGCUGUUCAUUUCAAAAGUGAUUAGAGUUAUUGUUAGAUUUCACGUUUAGUUCAUAUGCACCCCAAUGGCCUUUCCAUGGUCUAUCACAUUUUUACAUGUGUACUUUGAACUAUUGUAUUUUAUAUUGUUAUUGAAUGUAUGUGAUACUUCAUAUUUUUAGCGGCUAGAUGUUUAGAUGCUACGGUUUUUUAUUCUUUUUUUCUCUAAGUAUUUUCUACGAGGUGACAACAUUUUUUUUUCUUCUACUUAUUUAUAAACAUUCCUCCUUAGCUAGUGCCUUAUAC